UCACAAUUUGUAGGUAGUACAAGAACUGAAAAAUAAUUUUUGGUUGCCAGUAUACCUGUAGUCGUUGCACUGAUCAGUCGAUAGUUUUGUGAUAAAUUAUUUCUCAAGUGAAUUAAAUUAUUAACCAUGGGACGUGAUUCUAGAAAGGUUUCAAGAGAACUUCGGAGUUCUGAAAAAAUUAAUAAGUCGCGUUCAGUCAAAAGAAAGAAUGUUUUUAAUCCGAAAACAGCCGAACGUGAUGAAAGUAUUCAGAGUACAUCUUCUAAAAAAUUAAAACAAAACACUGAAGAUGAUGUACCUGAAGACAGCAGUACUGAAUUUCGAAUAAUAAAUUUUAUUCAGGUAUUCACUGCAAUUUCUGCUCUUAUAAAAUGUAAAAAAUGUGAUGGAAAUGUAGUGUUUCAAACAGCAAGUACACGUGGGCUGGGAUUCAAAAUUGUAGUUGCAUGUAAUAACUGUGGAAAUGAAUAUAUUCCUUCCUGUUCUUUCGUUGGGCAUUCUUAUGAAAUAAACAGACGUUUCAUUUUUGUAAUGAGAAUACUAGGAAUAGGAUACGAAGGAUUGUGCAAGUUUUGCGGCCUGAUGGACAUGCCGUCUUUUUUAGAUAAAUCUACGCAUACAAUUUUACUGAAACAGAUUUUGAAUUGUAGUAAAGCCGUCGCAGAAACCUUCAUGACGAAAGCUGUGAAUGAAGAAAAGCAAGCAAUGCCAACAACUGAAAAUGAAGAUAUAAAUCAUCUAACUGUAUCGGGAGAUGGAACCUGGCAAAAACGGGGAUAUACAUCGUCAUUUGGAGUUUCUUCUAUAAUUGGCUAUUUUACUGGAAAGAUUCUUGACAUAAACAUUAAAAGUGCAUAUUGUAAGCUAUGUGAGUAUUGGAAAAAAAAAACAAAUACUGUUGAGUUCGAGGAAUGGUAUCAAUCGCAUGAAGAUGUGUGUUCUGCUAAUCAUCAAGGGUCUUCUGGGAAAAUGGAGGUGGAUGCGAUGGUCGAAAUGUUUUCGUAUUCUGAAACUAAAUAUGGAGUUAAGUAUGCCAACUAUAUUGGUGAUGGUGACUCCAAGACCUAUUCAGGAAUUAUAAAAUCAGAUCCUUACGAAAAUACAACUGUAAAUAAAAAGGAAUGUAUAGGGCAUGUCCAAAAGCGGAUGGGGAGUCGAUUACGUACGCUGAAGAGUAAACAAAAAGGUCUUGGUGGUCGAGGUAAGCUCACAGGAAAAUUAAUAGACAAACUAACUGUGUACUAUGGUUUAGCAAUACGCCGGCAUUGUGAUUCUAUUGAAAAUAUGAAAUCUGCUAUAAUGGCAACCUUUUAUCACUACGGCUCGAGUGAUGAAAAACCGAAUCAUGAUAUGUGUCCAAAAGGCGAAGAAUCUUGGUGCUCUUACCAGCGCGCUGAAGCAAGAGGAGAGCUUGAUACCUUUUCUCACGAUUAUUCUCCUUUACCUUCUGAUGUUUUAAAAGCUAUCAAGCCUAUAUACGAAGAUCUUAGUAAUGAAAAUUUACUUUCAAGAUGUGUAGGUGGAUUCAAUCAGAAUAAUAAUGAAAGCUUUAACCAACUAGUAUGGAAAAUAUGCCCAAAAACGGUAAAUACUAGUUUUACCAUCGUACAAAUAGCUGCAUACGUUGCUAUGUGUAUAUUUAAUGAGGGUAUAAAUUCAUUAUUAGUCUUGAUGAAUACACUAGGACUUAAUUGUGGGCCUAAUUCUCAUCGGUAUGCAGAAAGAAUGGAUGCUGCACGUAUCAAAGUAGCAGAUAAGCGCGCUAAUGAUAACACCCGAGAAGGUCGAUUGCAACGUAGGCACCAGCAAAUCGAUAUUUUGGAAGCUGCUAUGUCGGCUGAAGAGCUAUUAUAUGGUCCAGGAAUAGAUGACUCAGUAUGAAUCUCCAAGGACUUAUGAUGAUCACCGCAAAGGACUUCGGGAGGAACGGGCUCUACAAAAACAGCGAUAACUUUUUGAAUUAUUAAUUUUUUUUUUUGAAAUUUUCGUGAAGUCAAAUCGAAACGUGUUCUAAUAAAGCUAUGUUUUUAUUUUUGUCAAAUAAAGUAAUUAACUACAAAAAAAAAAUUAUUGAAAAUCAUCAUUUUUUCAUACCCCUGAGUACCC
Molecule: messenger RNA, 2106 nt
Organism: Microplitis mediator
Lineage: Eukaryota; Metazoa; Arthropoda; Insecta; Hymenoptera; Braconidae
Exons: 2
Coding region: 127-1881 (584 amino acids)
Source: RefSeq, a predicted model, not a curated record